Molecule: messenger RNA, 1978 nt
Organism: Juglans microcarpa x Juglans regia
Lineage: Eukaryota; Viridiplantae; Streptophyta; Magnoliopsida; Fagales; Juglandaceae
Product: bifunctional 3-dehydroquinate dehydratase/shikimate dehydrogenase, chloroplastic-like
Exons: 12
Coding region: 113-1729 (538 amino acids)
Biological process (GO): shikimate metabolic process; chorismate biosynthetic process
Molecular function (GO): shikimate 3-dehydrogenase (NADP+) activity; 3-dehydroquinate dehydratase activity; NADP binding
Source: RefSeq, a predicted model, not a curated record
CCCCCCCCCCCCCCCCCCUCCUCUCUCUCUCUCUCUCUAUACAUGUUUUGUUCAACAAACCACACACGAUUGUAAUCUCUAUUUGCGAGAGCGCGAGUGGAUCCCGAUAGAAAUGGCAAUGGAGUCUAGCAACGUUCUGCUUGCUUCUUCUUCUGCCCUGAAAAUGGCAAGUGGAGGAGGAAGGAAUGGUCCAACUCUAGUUUGUGCUCCAAUCAUGGCGGAAUCGGUGGAUAAGAUGGUGGCUAAUAUGGAGAAGGCAAAACAAGGUGGUGCUGACCUUGUGGAGAUCCGAUUGGACAGUUUGAAGAGCUUCAAUCCUCAUGAAGAUCUCAAAAACCUUAUUAAAGAGUGUCCGUUGCCCACCCUAUUCACUUAUAGACCAAAAUGGGAAGGUGGUCAGUAUGAUGGUGAUGAAAAGAAGCGAUUGGAUGCCCUUCGAUUAGCCAUGGAGUUUGGAGCUGAUUACAUUGACGUUGAGAUUCAGGUUGCUCGUGAAUUCAAUGAUUCCAUUUAUGGAAAGAAGCCUGAAAAGUUCAAAGUCAUUGUAUCCUCUCACAAUUAUCUAGAUACUCCAUCUGUGGAGGACCUUGGCAACCUUGUGGCAAGAAUACAAGCAACAGGUGCUGAUAUAGUGAAGAUUGCAACAACUGCCGUGGAGAUCACUGAUGUGGCACGUGUUUUCCAAAUAACUGUGCAUUCUCAAGUAAGAAGCGUUCCAAUUAUAGGAAUUGUGAUGGGUGAGAAGGGUUUCAUCUCACGGAUUCUGUGCCCAAAAUUUGGUGGCUUUCUCACAUUUGGUACCAUUGAGUCAGGAAUAGUUUCAGCUCCUGGUCAACCAACCAUGAAGGAACUUUUACAUCUAUACAAUUUCAGACUGAUAGGACCAGAUACCAAAUUGUUUGGCAUAAUUGGGAAGCCCGUUCACCAUAGCAAGUCACCUAUUUUAUACAAUGAAGCAUUUGAGUCAGUUGGUUUCAAUGGAGUUUAUGUACCUCUCUUGGUGGAUGACGUUGCAAAAUUUUUCCAGACAUUCUCAUCUGCAGAUUUUUCCGGAUUCAGUUGUACAAUUCCUCACAAGGAGGCUGCUCUAAAGUGCUGUGAUGAGGUCGAUCCAGUUGCAAAGUCAAUAGGAGCUGUGAAUUGCAUUAUAAGGAGACCUACUGACGGGAAGUUAAUUGGCUACAAUACUGACUAUGUUGGUGCAAUUUCUGCCAUUGAAGAUGGACUAAGAGGUUCUCAUAAUAGUAACAAUACUGGUGAUUCACCCUUAGCUGGUAAGCUAUUUGUGGUCAUUGGUGCUGGAGGUGCUGGCAAGGCACUUGCUUAUGGUGCAAAAGAAAAGGGAGCACGGGUUGUGAUUGCAAAUCGCACUUAUGACCGAGCUAGAGAGAUUGCUGAUACUGUUGGAGGAGAUGCUUUAUCUAUUGCUGAUCUAGAUAAAUUCCAUCCAGAGGAUGGCAUGAUACUUGCAAACACAACAUCUAUUGGAAUGCAACCAAAAGUUGAUGAAACGCCCAUUCCUAAGCAUGCUCUGAGAUCUUACUCACUAGUUUUUGAUGCUGUUUACACCCCCAAAAUGACUAGACUUUUGAGGGAAGCAGAGGAAUCUGGAGCUGUAAUUGUUUCAGGGUUGGAGAUGUUCAUCGGACAGGCAUACGAUCAGUUUGAGAGGUUCACUGGGUUGCCCGCCCCGAAGGAACUUUUUAGGAAAACUAUGGCAAAUUACUAGAGGAGCACACCUUGCUGUGGGAAAGUUUAUUCCUCUCUCUCUCUCUCUCCCUCUCUCUCCCUCCCUCCCUCCUUUUUGAGGAACAGUUGGGAAUGGCAAUUGAUUACAAGCACACAAUGCAGUAACCUUGCCCAGAAGAAUCUCAAGGUAUUUUUGUAACUCUAUAUAUCUAUACUCUAACCAACUUAGAAGUUCAGGUUCUCAAAGCUUUCAAAGUUUUAUGAAAUUAAGUUUUGAGUUUUCCAGUUA